UUUUCAGAUACGCGCUUUUAGAUUCACGUCAAUUAGAGCACCAUUGAAACCUUCAGAAUAAGUUGAACAGAACAAUUGCGUGCUAAAUAGUCAGUCCAUCUUUUUGAUUGAUACGGACUAUCUGACGUGUAGCUCGAAUCGCGUCCAGUUUUGCCCAAAUUUGUCCCAAAAUUUAGCCCCAAAGCUAUGAAAACUGAAAUUAUCUAACCACUGGUCCCUCGAAUCUUUUAUUCUUGUCAUACCAUAGUCGAAUCUGCUUAUAUUUUAUUCUAUCUUGAUUGCCAUAAUUCAACUCUACCAUUUUUUGGUCUAUUUUAACUGUAUUAUAACUCGCGCAUCCGAAGCUAAUUUGGCUUUCUGUCCAACCGAAUUAUCGAUUGUUUAUCGGGGUUAUAUUGCGUAUAUUGUCAUGUACUUACCAGAUAGAUAAACACAUAUCACCGCCCCAGUCCGGCAACUAUAUCUUUCAAUUUUUCAUUGAGAAUUUACACGCAACCGAUGCUAUAAGGCAUACACCUCUUUUUUUCUCCUAAAAUUACUUGCAUUUUUUCAGUCGAAGUUGGUACUGCAACUAAAUAAUAACCCUAAGAUCAGACGAAUUAAAUCCGGAUUUUUUUAAGUUAUAGGAAGUUACCUGCUUUGUCAAUAUUACAGGGCAGGCUUCAUAAUUUUUGAAGAAAGUUUGUAAAACUAGUAGUGAGUUAUGCUAUACCAUUAUUUAAUUUAAUGAUACUUAAAUUUUCAUAUAUUAGGCAACGGAAUGUAUUUACAAUCAUACCGUGCAUAGCUUGUGCUAAGCAAAAAAAACACCAUUCACCUUAAAAACUAUUUUGUAGACUCUGUUCCACGAUUACGGUUGUUUAAUUUAUUUAAAUUUUUGACACCGUUACCAAUAUUUCUAUCAAAAUAGUUUAUUGACGGGUAUUAAAAACAGAAAAACGUGCGACUUAAGCUGUUUUCCAAAUAAUUAUCUAUAUAGAUCCUUUAUUUCGCAGGCAAUUUUAUUCACAGUUUAAUUUUCCCCAUCAUCAAUAAUUUAAAAGCCUUCUUUUUACUUUCUUAUAUUGAAUUCACGUAGUUUCCCCAUCAUAAUAAAAGUUAUUAAACAAUCCGUGACAAAAAAUGGAUAAACGUAGCAAUAAAUUUCCUAAAAAGGAAACGGGGAUGUCGGCUCCGAGCCCAGAAGCGAACGAGGGGAUUGCAGUGGACUUCGGCGGUUUGGACAUUGUCAGUUUGUUCGAUGAUAAAACGAAACAAAUUGCAACUACUGCCCAGGAAGUGUACGGAUCAGGGAAAAGUUCACUGAAGUUUAUGAAACAUGACGUCAUAAACUUGACAUGUUUCUACAAAAAUUUCGAUCACCCUUUGAAAAUAAUCUGGAAAUGGGAACCAAACACCGACUAUUCGCCGGCUCGCAUUAACAACCCGAAUAGUCGAGUGCUAUCCGACAGUAGUGUCGGCGGCGGUGGUGGCAGCGGAGGGCGGCAGUCAGUGGCGGCAGUUGGCAUUCCUCAGAACCUUGUGUUCUACCAGACCAAGGCAGUUGACGGAAGAGUGGUGUUCGAAUCCCGGUCAGACCAAGUAGCAUUGGAGCGCAACACAAUCUUGACCUUCGAUGACAAGUGCGACUCAACUUCAACUUCUUCAUCUUUAUCCUCUUCUUCUUCUAGAACAUUCUCAGACUCGUUUGCUGGUGAUUCAUCAGGAAGUGGCUUCGGCAGUGCUGCGCUAGGGUCUCAGCCAAAUCAAUCCGGAUCGUCAUCAUCAGGUGGGGCGAAAGGUGAAGGGGUUGGCGGAUGUCCGGCUCAUCUGAGGGUGUUGGACGCAGACCCCCUCUAUUCGGGCACCUACUCCUGUCUAGUGAGUGACAUGCGGGGGGCAGCAGCUGCAGAAUACACUGUAGACAUAUUAGAACAAGCGCCCCCCGAGGACGUGCAGCUGAAGAUGGUGAGUGUGACUGCCACCUACUACCCUGGGGGGUCAAGGUCAACCCAGGUCAUCGCCUCAGGAGAGGAACUGACCCUCGAAUGCUCCUCCGACGGAUUCCCAUCCCCCAUGAUCAAAUUCAUGCUGGACGGCAAUGACAUAGAACUCGGUUGGGUGCGCAUCAUCGACGACACCCGCACGAGUGAGGGCAAAUACCUGAAGAGGUCAAUCAAGAUCACAGACAUUGACCUGAAGAAGCCCGAGCUGACGUGGAAGUGUCAAGCGAACAACAUGAAGGGCUACGACGUCUCAGACGAGCUCCAUACGUCCUAUCAAUAUAAGCCCACAAUAGUGACUCAGAGUCUUCUUCAGGCGGAGAAGCGUGUGAGGAUCAACAGCGAAGUGCGCAUCAUGUGUGACGUCAAGGACGGAAACCCAGCCAGUGGUGCAGAUAGACUGGAGUCAUGACCGGAUGAGUGACGUCAAAGGCCACAGUGAGGUGUUGCGGGUGCCAAAUGUGACCAGAUCACACGCUGGCAGGUACAAGUGCACGGUGAAGAACGAGCACGGGGCAGCCUCCAAAACAGCCCAAGUCAAAGUGCUAUACCGACCCACAUUGAGCUUCCAGUUGACUCCUAGUAAGAGGGCCUUUUUGGAGGGGGAGUCGGUGCAGAUCUCGUGCAGAACCAAUGCGGACCCCAUGCCAGAAUCACACAAGUUUAAAGUCUACUACGCCAACACAAAUUCCAUCCCAGAAUCAGAGGCCUUCCUGAUGGUCGGCAACCCCAAUUUCCGGGCCGCACAAGAAGCCAACAUGCGCUCGCAAGAUACGAGACAGUACACGAUCAGCUCUCUCACCAGACAACACUCGGGUAGCUACAUGUGUGAGGCGGAAAACAGGGCGGGCAAAACGACAGAGGAAAUCGACCUCUCUGUACAGUUCGGGCCAAUCAUCACCCCACUGCAGACGGGCUAUAUUGACGAAGGCCACGCUUUACUUCUCAAGUGUGACGUGCAAAGUGAGCCCCCCUCUAAGAUCACGUGGUUCUCACCCGACCGCAGACCCAUCGCCAAAGGGCCGGUGCUGGAGAUCAAGAAAGUGACCCAGUCGGAUGCGGGCGUGUAUCUCUGCAAGGCUGAGACUACAUUUUACAACGAAAAAGUGGCGACGGAUUCAAUGGAAGUCCAAGUAUUUGUCAAAUUCCCCCCGCAGUACCUGCCAUGCAGUCCCCUCAACCUGGAGGGUCUGUUCUCCGCACUGCCUGCCCAGAGGGCCACCCUCUGCUGCCAGUUCGUCCUCUACCCCACAAAUCAGCCGGUGCGAGUACAAUGGUUCAAACAAACACGUGAGAACAGUGAUGAAAUAUCUCAGGAGUACGUGAGGACAUCUCAAGACCAGUCGUCGGAUUACCAGGUGAAACUGAAGUCGGAACUCACGAUCGACAGAGUGACAGACGACAACUUCACCGACUACUUCUGUGCUGUGAAGAAUGAAAAAGGCGAACAGUUCAAGAAGAUACGGCUGGACAGAUUACGCAAGCCUAGGGCUCCUUCGGUCCAAGAUGUGAAGAGCGAGAGUCCGGCUGGACUUCGGGUGUCGUGGACCCCAGUGCCAUACAUGACAGCUGGAAACAGCUACUACCAGGUGGCAUACAGACCGGCUAGCAGUAAUGGAGGAAGCAACAACAACAACAAAGAGUUCACGACGUUGGACGCUCGUAACAGCAACGAAAUUCUCAUUUCGUCUCUGAAACCGAACCAGAAAUACGACGUCUCCGUCAAAGCCUGUAACAGUGUCGGCUGCAGCGACUACACCAAACCCAUCCAGGGAAUGGCCGCCAGUCGAUCAGGGGGAGGCGGUUCGAGUUCCGGUGGGGGCGGGGAAGCUUUAGGUGCGGGGGGAAACACUGUUCCGCUUCGGACGAUGGUGAUUGUGCCGUUGAUCUUAGUGGGAUUGGUGCUAUUGGUUUCCCUCCUCAUCGUCAUCUGUCGCAGAAAUCGAGAUCAAAGGCGAAACGCCGCCCUCAAAAAAGACAGAAUCCCGGUACACGCGGGUAAACGUGGGCUUGUUGCCGUACCCGGUAGCAGCUCCGCAAGUCAAUGCGGGUUCAUUGGGGUCGGGGAUCCGGGGCCAUCGGGUAACUAUUACCCGCCGAACUCACCCGAAAUGGCUGCUCAAGUCGUUUCGCUAUGGAGCAACACUUCGGUUUUGCCCGGGUCCCCCUUUUCAUCCCAAAACCCGUCGGGUGGGCAACCAUCGGCUAUGCUUUAUAACAGUCACGUUGUUCCGACCUUACGAAUGCCCCACAACAUGACUAAUGGCUCGUUGCCGAAAGGUAUAGUUGCACACCCUGAAGAGCUGGAAGUUCUAAAACAAAACCAAGUAUCAAACUUGGCAACUGGGCCGCCUAUUCUGAACAACAACGGAAUCGGAACACUAAACAGCAACGGCAACAAUCUAAACAUAAACACUCUCUCAUCAAUAAUCAGCCAUCCAGGUUCCGACCAGGAACCCUCCAGUAAGAAAAAGGGGGACCCAGCUACUUAUGUGGACUACUCAAUGGGACCCCCGGGUAACCCUUCGUAUCAGUUACUGACUCCGCAACAUCCAACUGGCCACCCGCCGCUCUCUAGCUCACUCGGUGGUCCUGAUAGACCCCCGGCGGGCGGAAACAACGCCGCCGCUCAACAUCAUCCUCAGCUUAAUUCAGUCAUCAACAUGUCCAACUCUUUGGAUAAAGCUUCCUUCAACAGACUUAGAGUUUGCAUUCCAGGCGAACCGGAAGGCAAGGAGCGGGUCCGAUUCGCAGACGCCGACGGAAACACUCUCUACCCUGGAGAUGUGGAACCCCAUGCUCCUGCCAACCCCCCGCAACUACACCAUUCACUGACAAACGGGAAGCUCCCGCAGCAAAAUGGGGGGCCGAAAUACAACCCCCAAGUCACCAAUGCUCCCCGCUACAACACCCUUCCGAACCGCCUAUCUCCUCAAUCACCGCCACUAUCCGGCGGCAACUACCCGGGUAGCAGUUGUUCAAGUUCCAGUAGCCCCCCGAUAAUUGCCAACAUUCCUCCCAACUCCGCCGGUCCAGGUGGGGGCCAGUAUCCCGCGUCAUCUAUGGCCGCGGGGGCUAUAGCCUCCGUACAAGCAGACCAUAUCUACUCUACCACUUCCAGAGUAAAGCCAGUUCCCCUUCCCAGGGCACCCAGCACAAAUCUUAGCCAAUCACAAUUAAGUAAUAGCAGCAACAGUUCAGUCGCCAGUAAAUCACCCCCUCCCCCUAGCUUACCGGCAGCUGCCGCCAACGGACCCAUUUUAAAGAAGGGAACAGCGUCUGCAGCUCGGAAUUUGAGCGAAGCGAUAACACCGCCCGUCACAAUAGAAGGCGAUCAUAAAACUUUGACCUUGAAAUGUCCGAGCGGAUAUUCAAUAACAUCAGUUUGAACUUCGCUGAACUCUAACUUAAUUCAGUUCACAUCGCCAGUCAAUCAUUGAAUGUGUCAAAAACUAUAUGUGAAAAAAUGCUUGGAAUGAAAAAUCAGUGAAUUCAAAAUCGACCAAUUACAUUGGGCAUAAAUUGAAAAACCCUAAAAAUUGUGCAAUUCGAAUAUUGAUAAUUUAUUUAAUUUUGUAAUCCAAUCUUAAACCAGGUUGUUUAGAUUGAUUAUUCUGUUGCUAUUGUAAUUUAAUGUUCUUAUUUCUUGUAUAUGAUUUCGAAUCAAGAGUCAAAUUCGCUAAUUGAAAUAUUUUACAUACCUGAACAGUUUGUAAUUUUAGAG
Molecule: messenger RNA, 5706 nt
Organism: Symsagittifera roscoffensis
Lineage: Eukaryota; Metazoa; Xenacoelomorpha; Acoela; Convolutidae
Biological process (GO): homophilic cell-cell adhesion
Cellular component (GO): plasma membrane
Molecular function (GO): protein binding
Source: RefSeq, a predicted model, not a curated record